AUUCAUUGCAGCUAGCAGGUCAAAGGAACGACUAAAAUGAACGACUCACUCAGGAAAACGAAUCGUUCACGAACGGAUCUUUGUCUCUACUGCGUUGGUUUCGCAAUCCUCUCAAGUAAUGGCCGCCUGUUAGUACAGCAUUUCAAGCUACCUAGUCUCAUCGAAAAGGGUUGUCUUCUCUAGUGACCGAUAACUCACAUUACGCAAUAAACCAAGAUGCCAGUUGCGGUAGGACCGUAUGGCCAGCAACAGCCAGCCUGCGUUGACAGAAUUAAAAUGGGAUUCAUGAUGGGCUUCGCUGUUGGGAUGGCAGCUGGUGCUAUGUUUGGAACAUUUUCCUGUCUGAGAGUUGGCAUGAGAGGCAGAGAGCUGAUGGGAGGAGUUGGGAAGACGAUGAUGCAGAGUGGAGGCACAUUUGGUACAUUUAUGUCCAUUGGGAUGGGCAUCCGCUGCUGAGACCACCUACCAUACUUACUUAUAAUUACAUAGUGGGACUUUUGUCAUAACUCAUUCCUAUGUCACACUUUGUCCCAGAACUAUGGAGAAAUGUCAAUAAAUGCUGUGAUUUCAA
Messenger RNA from Salvelinus fontinalis (brook trout), 571 nucleotides. RefSeq names its product reactive oxygen species modulator 1 (gene romo1). Gene Ontology annotation, cellular component: TIM23 mitochondrial import inner membrane translocase complex. The transcript has 3 exons. The record is from RefSeq and is a predicted model, not a curated record. The coding region runs from base 217 to 456 and encodes 79 amino acids. Gene Ontology annotation, biological process: protein insertion into mitochondrial inner membrane; protein import into mitochondrial matrix. Lineage: Eukaryota; Metazoa; Chordata; Actinopteri; Salmoniformes; Salmonidae.